This is a messenger RNA of Jaculus jaculus (lesser Egyptian jerboa), 1361 nucleotides long. RefSeq names its product apolipoprotein O like (gene Apool). Gene Ontology annotation, cellular component: MICOS complex. The transcript has 9 exons. Lineage: Eukaryota; Metazoa; Chordata; Mammalia; Rodentia; Dipodidae. Bases 93 to 899 code for a protein of 268 amino acids. Gene Ontology annotation, biological process: cristae formation. The record is from RefSeq and is a predicted model, not a curated record.
UGGGGCGGGGCUAGCGUGCGGGGAAGUCUAAUUGAGGUGCUUUGUCCCUCUGCGCUCUCCGUCUGAAAACUUGAGCCCAGAGGGUCAUAGGUAUGGCGGCUUUUAGGAUGGGAAAGCUGACCACCAUGCCUUCAGGUCUGAUAUAUGCAUCUGUACGCUUACAUGUGGCCAAAGAAGAGAAAUCCAAAAAACAGCUAAUGAGACCAGACCAGCUCCCCAUAUAUACUGCACCACCUCUCCAAUCUAAAUAUAUUGAAGAACAGCCUGGUUAUUUAGAAAUGGGCUUUGCAUCUAUCCGGAUGACAACUGUUCACUAUAUUAGCUGGUGUAAGAGUGUUUAUGUGUUGGUGAAGAAUGGGAUAAUGGAAACAGUACAAUUUGGAAAAGAUGCAUAUGUCUAUCUGAAGAAUCCUCCUCAAGAUUUUCUUCCCAAAAUGGGAGUGAUUACAGCUUCAGGAUUGGCAGGUUUGAUUUCUGCAAGGAAAGGUUCUAGGUUUAAGAAGAUAACUUAUCCACUAGGACUGGCAACACUAGGAGCAACUGUCUGCUACCCAGCUCAGUCAGUGAUAAUUGCAAAGGUAACUGGCAAAAAGGCAUUUGCUAUAAGCCAUCAAAUUUUUGAAGCACUUAAAUCAUCAUGGACCAAAAGUCAAAAAAAAGAAUCACUCCUUGAACCUAAAGAAAAAUCUAAGGUAGGAAGCACUAAUGAAGUAGAAAUACCUGGAAAAGCAACUCAUGUUCUGAAAUAUUCAGUGCUUUCACCACCAAAACUCACCUCUGAAACAAAGACCAAAUCAGAAUCCACCUCAGGUUCUACACAGUUCAUGCCUGACCCCAAGCUCAUGGACCAUGGGCAGUCUCAUCCAGAAGAUGUAGAUCUGUACAGCACUAGGAGCUAAAAUAGACUAUAGACAGAGACUUCAUAGAGAACUCAAGAUGAAUGAAAAUGCAUCUGGUGGUGAAAAAUCAUGUAUUUGGGUUACUUACACAUAUAGCAUGUCAUCUCCAAAUGUAUAAUUUGACCAAUUACAUAGGUGUUUAAAGUACAAAUAAUGAAAACAGUUGAAAAAGUGACCAAUGAGGAAACAUGGGUAGAAGUACUAGGAUGCAUUUGAUGACUUAUAAGAGAAUUAUUAGAAAGCAGAAUGAAGAUAUGAACAUCAACAUGAGUACAAUAUGAAAAUAUGUAUACAUAUAUGUGUGUACAUCCAUAUGCAUAUUUGUACAUAUGCACAUUUGUAACUGCUCCAAUUUCAAAAUUAAUGUCAGUUAACUAGAAUGGUGGAUGGAAGGAUAUGUUCUCUCUACUUUUUUUCAGUUUGCAUUUGCAAUGCUGGAAUAAAACUUGAUAUUUUGUGGCA